Molecule: messenger RNA, 1128 nt
Organism: Scheffersomyces amazonensis
Lineage: Eukaryota; Fungi; Ascomycota; Pichiomycetes; Serinales; Debaryomycetaceae
Exons: 1
Coding region: 1-1128 (375 amino acids)
Molecular function (GO): protein binding
Source: RefSeq, a predicted model, not a curated record
AUGGAUGAUGAAAAUGGAGAAACUAUUGAAAUCGAUAUGUCUAAUAAUUCUUGGACUUAUUUUGAUAAACAUACUGAUAGUAUCUUUACUAUAUUUAAACAUCCAAUUUUACCAUUGAUUGUUACUGGUGGUGGUGAUAAUACUGCUUACUUAUGGACUACUCACACUCAACCUCCAAAAUUUGUUGGAGAAUUGCAAGGUCAUAAAGAAUCAGUAAUUGCUGGUGGUUUCACUUCAAGUGGUGAAUUUGUCAUAACAGCUGAUAUGAAUGGAUUUAUUCAAGUUCAUAAGGCUAGUAAAGGUGGAGAAAAAUGGGUAAAAUUUGCUGAAUUAGAAGAAGUUGAAGAAGUUUUAUUUGUAACUGUUCAUCCUUCAUUACCAUAUUUUGCAUUUGGAGCUAAUGAUGGAUCUGUUUGGGUUUAUCAAAUUGAUAAAUCAUCUAAGAGUUUAGUUCAAAUAAUGUCUGGAUUCUCACAUUCUUUAGAAUGUAAUGGAGGUGUAUUCAUUGAAGGAAAUGAUGAAAAUGAUCUUUCAUUAGUAACUAUUUCUGAAGAUGGAACUAUUGUCAAUUGGAAUUGUUUUACUGGAACUGUUAAUUAUAAAUUACAACCUCAUGAUGAUUUUAAAGGAGUUGAAAGUCCUUGGGUUACAGUUAAAGUUCUUAAGAAUGUUGUUGCAGUUGGUGGUAGAGAUGGACAAUUAGCUAUAAUAAAUAAUGAUACUGGAAAAGUUGUGCAUGGUCUUAAAACAUUAGAAAAUGUUGAUGAUAUAAAUGAAUUAUCUAUAGAAGCUAUAAGUUGGUGUAAAGCUCCUGGUAAUAAUUUAUUAGCUAUUGGAUUAGUUUCAGGGGAUAUUUUAGUAUUUGAAACUUCUCAAUGGAGAUUACGUAGAACCAUUAGAGUUGAUGAUGCUAUAACUAAACUUGAAUUUGUUGAAGAAACUCCUGUAUUAGUUGGUUCAAGUAUGAAUGGUAAAAUUUAUAAAUGGGAUGCUAGAACUGGUGAAGAAUUAUUUGUUGGUGUUGGUCAUAAUAUGGGUGUUUUAGAUUUUGCUAUACUUGAACAUGGCAAACAACUUAUAACUGCUGGUGAUGAAGGUGUAUCAUUAGUAUUUAAAACUGAGAAUUGA